Molecule: messenger RNA, 444 nt
Organism: Solanum tuberosum (potato)
Lineage: Eukaryota; Viridiplantae; Streptophyta; Magnoliopsida; Solanales; Solanaceae
Exons: 1
Coding region: 1-444 (147 amino acids)
Source: RefSeq, a predicted model, not a curated record
AUGUAUAAGAUCAUAUCCAAAAUGCUCACUCCCAGACUCCAAGGAGUUAUGGACUUUCUAGUGGACCCUAGUCAGGCUGCAUUUGUAUUUGGUAGAAUGCUAACAGACAAUGUUAUCCUAAGUCAUGAGUUGAUUAAGGAAUAUGGGAGGAAAGCAAUCUCACCUAGGUGUAUGUUCAAAAUUAAUAUGCAAAAGGCUUAUGAUUCUUUAGAGUGGCAUUUUCUUGAGGAAGUUCUGAUUGGUAUGCAACUGCCUAAAAGGUUUAUUACAUGGAUUAUGAAGUGUGUCAGGACAGUUUCUUACUCAAUUAUGAUUAAUGGACGCCCCAGUGUUCUAUUUCAGGCAAGGAGAGGGGUAAGACAAGGGGAUAUAUUUAUCCCUUUACCUAUUUGUUCUGGCUAUGGAUUAUCUUACAAGACUAUUGAGAUCAUUGAUGAACAAUAA